Messenger RNA from Aspergillus lentulus, 934 nucleotides. Lineage: Eukaryota; Fungi; Ascomycota; Eurotiomycetes; Eurotiales; Aspergillaceae. The record is from RefSeq and is a predicted model, not a curated record.
GUUCUGCUGGUGGUUCUGCUGGUGGUUCUGCUGCGCUGGAGGAAGUGCUGGCGGUUCGGCCAGCGGCUCGGCUGGCGGUGAUACCGGUGCUUCUGCUACAGGAUCUGGUUCAGCCGGUGGCUCUGCUACCGGUUCCCUUGGUGGUUCCGCUUCUGGUACUGCUGGUGGUUCUCUUGGAGGUUCCGCUGGAGGCUCAGCAGGUGGCUCCGCUUCUGGUACUGCUGGUGGUUCCGCUGGUGGCUCCGCGACUGGUUCUCUCGGAGGUUCGGCUACCGGCUCGGCUGGAGGAUCUGCGGGUGGCUCGGCAGGUGGUGACACUGGUGCCUCAGCUACUGGUUCUGGUUCUGGUUCUACUGGAGGUUCUGCCACAGGCUCUGUUGGCGGCUCUGGUAGUGUUGGAGGAAGCGCAGGUGGUUCCGCCGGAGGAUCUGCAGGUGGCUCGGCCGGCGGUGACACUGGUGCCUCUGCUACUGGCUCCGGCUCCGGCUCGACUGAAGGUUCCGGCUCUACUGGCGGUUCUGCUAGCGGCUCGGCCGGCGGCGACACGGGUGCCUCUGCUACUGGUUCCGGCUCCGGCUCGACCGAAGGUUCUGGCUCUGGCUCUGGUUCUGUUGGCGGCUCCGCCGCUGGAAGCGCAGGCGGCUCUGGCUCCAGCUCUGGCUCCAGCUCUGGCGGUAUCAGCAUUGGCGGCAGCGCUACUGGUACCGGCGGCGCCUCGGCCUCUGCCACUGCCUCCGCCAGUGCCGGUGCGAGCGCCUCUGCCGGUGCCUCUGCGACUGGUGGAUCGGGCUCUGACAACGGUGAGGACUGCGACGAGACCGGCGCUGAUGCGACUACCGGUGACAACGGCGAUGACUACGGUAAUGACGCUGGUGAGGGUGACAACUCGUCCGCGGGCGGUGAUGACUCCGAGGACUGCGACUGCGAUCAGUGA